GAAAGGCUCGCUGCUUGACAGCUCUCGUUGUCCUCGAUUUAACUAUAAACCAGGAACAUGGAUGUUAUACGCUGUUUCCUGCCUUAAAUCCCAUUCUGUUUCAGGCUUUUUUUCGGUUUCCUCUGGUCACUACAAUGUCCGUCGUCAUCGCAAUGGCACGCGUCCGCCGGAGCCGCUCCAAUAAUGGCACAUGAAUCCAGGCCCAACCCAUCCUUGAACCCUAAUUUUCCAUAAAAGCUGACUGCUUCUUUCUCAGAAUAUAGAGAAAGUCCCAGCUGUGUCACCCCGUCAUUUACUGACAGAGACUGAGCUUUGACCUGGACUCAGCACCUGGGCUUUGUCUGUCAUGUCUAGCCCCAGCAGUAGUCCAGAGAGAGAGGGAGGGGUCUCAGGGUCAGUUCAGCUGGAAACCCUUGGCUCUCCAGCAGGUCAGGAGGCUGACCCGCUCUCUGUUGGCAGCCCUCUGCUGAGCCCAGACUCCAGUUCCCAUGAUGCUGCUCUAUCUGCACCAGCAGUCUCGCCUGCUGACUCAGAGAAUCUCAGUCCAGAUGAACUGGAGCUGCUGGCUAAAUUGGAAGAACAGAAUAGGCUCCUGGAGGCCGAUUCCAAGUCCAUGCGCUCUAUGAGCGGCUCUCGCAGGAACAGCGGCUCCUCGCUGGUGUCCAGCUCUUCUGCCUCGUCCAACCUCUCGCACCUGGAGGAGGACACCUGGAUCCUGUGGGGACGCAUUGUUAACGAGUGGGAUGAGUGGAGACGCAAGAAAGACAAAUUACUCAAGGAACUGAUAAGGAAGGGGAUCCCACAUCACUUCCGGGCAAUCGUGUGGCAGCUGCUGGGCAACGCCACAGACAUGCCAGUGAAGAACCAAUACUCAGAGCUGCUGAAGAUGUCGUCACCCUGCGAGAAGCUCAUUCGCAGGGACAUCGCACGUACUUAUCCUGAGCAUGAGUUCUUCAAGGGGCAGGACAGCCUGGGUCAGGAGGUCCUCUUUAACGUCAUGAAGGCAUACUCCCUAGUGGAUCGUGAGGUAGGAUACUGUCAGGGCAGUGCUUUUAUUGUUGGGCUACUUCUCAUGCAGAUGCCAGAGGAGGAGGCAUUCUGCGUGUUUGUACGGCUGAUGCAGGAGUACAGACUCAGAGAACUUUUUAAACCGAGUAUGGCAGAGCUGGGCCUCUGCAUAUACCAGUUUGAAUACCUGCUGCAGGAGCAGCUUCCGGAGUUGAAUGUGCAUUUUCGCUCGCAAAGUUUUCACACCUCCAUGUAUGCAUCAUCAUGGUUCCUGACACUCUUCCUCACCUUUCUUCCUCUGCCCAUUGCCACACGUAUUUUCGAUAUCUUCAUGUAUGAGGGUCUAGAGAUUAUAUUUCGAGUAGGAAUGGCUAUUUUACAGUACAACCAGACCGACCUCAUACAGCUGGACAUGGAGGGCAUGUCACAGCACUUUCAGAAGGUGAUUCCUCACCAGUUUGACAGCUGCCCUGAUAAACUCGUCCUUCGAGCUUAUCAAAUUAAAUACAACCCCAAGAAGAUGAAAAAAUUGGAAAAAGAGUAUACCACCAUCAAAAACAAAGAGAUGGAGGAACAGAUCGAAAUAAAGCGACUACGCACAGAGAACCGGCUGUUAAAGCAGAGGAUUGAGACGCUGGAAAAGGAGAGUGCCGCACUGGCAGACAGGUUGAUCCAGGGUCAGGUGACAAGAGCGCAGGAAGCGGAGGAGAAUUAUGUGAUAAAACGUGAAUUAGCAGUAGUGCGGCAACAGUGCACAACAGCCAGCGAGAGCCUGGAGAGAGCACAGGACACUAUACGGGAAUUGCAAACACACGCGUAUACAGAGCAGUUUGUUAACGGGCUGCAGGCUCAGCUCGAGCAGUCUCGCCUUCAGGAAGCAGAGCUCCUCAGUGCACUAAAGGAGAUGCAGGACAAAGUGCUGGAUCUCGAGAAGAGGAGCAGUUCACUGCCUGACGAGACGAACGUAGCGCAGCUUCAAGAGGAGCUGAAACAGGUCAAGCUAAGAGAGUUGGAGAUGCUGCACUCCUUCAAAGAGAUGCAGGAUGUUGUCACUGAACUCAACCAGCACUGGCAGCACUACACAUCACGUGGUGGCCAUUGGAAAGAGUCUCCUAAGAAAAAUGCCCUGAAUGAAAUGCAGGACAAACUGAUGAGCAUGAGACUGAGAGAGGCUCACACACAGGCUGAGGUCAAAGAGGUCAAACUUAAAAACCUGCAGCUGGAGAGCCAGAAUCAAAUCUACAGCAAAGCAAUGACCCGUCACGAGCAGGAGAGCGCCGCCCUGCAGGAGAGACUACAGAACGCUUUAUCACACAACAAGAGUCUGCAGAGUCAGCUCAGCGAAAUGAAGAGGAAACAGGCUGAGUCAGAUUGCAAGAGUAAAGAGGAGGUGAUGGCGGUGCGUCUCAGAGAGGCAGACAGCAUGGCAGCCAUGGCUGAACUCCGGCAGAAAAUAGCUGAGCUAGAAUUGCAAAAAGAGGAAGGGUUGAUACAAGGUCAGCUGAAUCAUUCUGACUCCAGACAGUACAUUGAUCAAUUGAGGGAACAGAUUGCUGAACUCAAGAAUGAGAUAAGGCAGCUACGUGGUCAGCCCUCCAAAUUUCAGAACUCCGGAAGUGGAGCCUAUCAGGACCUGUGUCUGGCGAGCCCAGGUUCUGCAGAGGGAGACUACCUGAGUUCAGACGAUGAUCUUCUGCAGAGCCCACUGCCUGGCACAGCGCUGUAUCCGCACCACACCUCCACCAAUCUGGACAGCGAGAGCAGCACUGAGAGUGACGGAGAUGAGAGAAACGAACCCCACUCCACCCUUCCAUGUCAGGACACCACACCCACCCAGCAGCAGCUUUAUCCAGAUAUGGUGUACAAUGAGGCCCCUGAAAACUAAAGUGGGAGGAGGGUGGUAUUGGGGUGGUGCAGAGAGGUCAGAAGUGCAAAAGAACUAAAUCAUGGGGAGGAGAAACUCGGUGCACACCCAUGAAGAUGAGUGAUGAAAAUGAAUACACACACGUGCACAGAUGCUGACACACUCCUCUAUGAAAAGAGCUGACGGGCAUAACUCUCGUUUGAGUCCAGGCAUGUACAUACAGAGAGGUCAACCUUCCUUUCCUUCAUGUGUCCCCGUUCUUCCAUCUCUCCUCCUUUCCCUAAGUAAAGGUCAAACCUGGUUCUGAAACUUCUACUAACACCCAGCAUCAGCUUUAGACACACACUUACAUAAAUGCACACAAACACAUUUCUAGGGCCCUAGUUCACAAAUGGAGAAACUAAAGUAACACAUUCUACUGUUAAUGCAGUAACUCAGGCAGUAAGAGAGGCAUGAUAGUGAAAAGGGUUUGCAUGUGUGUUAAUACAAUAUUAGAAGGGUCAUUUUUGUUUUUUAAGCAGGUUUGUGCAGUGGUGUUUUCAUAGUCUCAUGAAGCAUCAUUAGUCUUCUUGAGCUGUUACAGCUAUGAUGUGUAAAUGAUACUUCAGUUUGCUGAUCAACAUGUUUGAGAUUUCUUCUUACAAAACGAUUCAGUGUAGUAUAUAUUUAUUUUGUAGCUAGGAGAAGAUACGAUAUAUCGAUGCAUUUACAGUAAACAUCCACUGCCAAGUGGCUUUUUUACAUUUUUUAAAUAAAGUCAGUAAGCUAGUUUCUUGAGAUCUGUGGAAAAGAGAGAUGAUAAUCUAAAAUUGUGAUUGAAAAUACCACUGCAUAUGUACAUUUAGGAAAAAAGACCAGGCAAAAUAAGGAAAAAAUAUUAUUAUGUUUACGUGUAACCAUUAAUUUAAAAAAAAAAAUACGGCCCUUUCUGUUAUCACUACCAUGAAUUAGCUUCAGAUUUAUCCGUCCGUCAUUCUUUUUACUGAAUUGACACCACAAUGAAUCUGUAGCAUCAGUUAUCGUGGAGAUGGACGAUACGAAUCACUAGAUAUCCUGAGGGGAGAGUGCAGCAGAGAGGCUGAAUGGUGAAUCCACAAUACAAACCUCUGACAGAGAAAUAUUGGGAGCCUCAUCGAGUCAAAAAAGGUCAGGAGCAUUAUAUACGCUGCACACAGUCUUGUCUGAACAGCAGUUCUCUAUCCACAGGAGCGCAUUUUUGACAUAUCUUGAAACACACACCAAUCACUUUAUAAGAAGGAAGGGAAAAUACAGACAGAAGUUUGACAUACACACAUUUGUUGUAUGUUAGUAUGUUAAUAGAUGUUAAUAUAAGCAUAGGUCAAAAAUACUAAAUUAUCUACUGUAGCUAAUCUGUGUUUGUAUGUGUCUCCGUGCAAAAAAAGAAAAAAAAAAAAACAAGGAAUUUUUGGAUGGUAAAAGUUAAUUUCUUUAUUGAAAAAGAACACAAAGCUACAAAAACAAUAUCUCAAACUUGCCAAAUUUGGCAUUAUGUUUUUUUUGUUUUUGUUUUUUUGUUUAUACAUAUAUUGAAAACAACAUCAAUAUAAUUUAUGGUCCUUGAUUUUUUUUCUCAUGUGUGCCAAAUUGUAAAAAAAAACAAAAAAAAACAUUUAGCUGAAAUAAGAACAUUUCUAACACAUGCUGCUAGUAUUUUUUUUUUUUAAGAUAUUCCUUUUGUUUUCAUAUAUGCACAUUUUCUAACAGUCCUAAUCCCAUGUAGUGUCAGUGUGCUAAUGCACACUAUGUAAAUACUUGAGGAUUACUUGAAUUUCAUGUUUUAUAUAUGAUAUAUAAUGUUCCAUGGGACAGUCCAGUCAUUUUCCCUCCUUUAGUGUAAAAUCUGUUAAAUAAACUGGUCAACAUUCA
Messenger RNA from Tachysurus vachellii, 4759 nucleotides. RefSeq names its product ecotropic viral integration site 5 like (gene evi5l). The transcript is spliced from 20 exons. Lineage: Eukaryota; Metazoa; Chordata; Actinopteri; Siluriformes; Bagridae. The record is from RefSeq and is a predicted model, not a curated record. Bases 347 to 2893 code for a protein of 848 amino acids.